Parathielavia appendiculata is the source of this 2470-nucleotide messenger RNA. RefSeq lists its product as uncharacterized. The transcript is spliced from 3 exons. Gene Ontology annotation, biological process: regulation of DNA-templated transcription. Gene Ontology annotation, molecular function: DNA-binding transcription factor activity, RNA polymerase II-specific; zinc ion binding. The record is from RefSeq and is a predicted model, not a curated record. Lineage: Eukaryota; Fungi; Ascomycota; Sordariomycetes; Sordariales; Chaetomiaceae. Bases 356 to 2200 code for a protein of 614 amino acids.
AUAACAAGCUGUGAGGUUCAAGCGGUUUCCGUCAGGCGGUGAACGUUCUGACUAUGCAGUAAUGCACAGGAUGGUGGAUGAAAAGAGGUGGCAUCUCUGGCGUGCUUUCUAUGUACCAACUAUCAGCUUGGAGCUUGUGGAAUCGCCCAAGGGGGUUGCCCAACAUGCCCGGUUCCAUGUCAAAUGCAAAGUCCGGACCCAUAUUGCCGUUGCCCGCAUCUGCAGACUCGAACAUGCGCGAGAAUAAGACCAGGCCAAGCUCUUCUCCCCCUCUCCAACCAGUCCCAGAGUGCGGCUAUACGAGUAAAUCGCCUGACACCUGGCUGUGGUUGCCCCCUGACCCGUCGACGACACCAUGGCCGAGCCAUCCUCCUCCAACCGUUCGAGCAUCGACCCCAGCAGCAACGACAACAGCCCGUCCCCGUCGUCAUCCGGUGCCCCAACAGACGCCGCAAAGAAGAGGACGAGGGCGAGCAAGCCCAAGGUCCGCACUGGUUGCAUCACCUGCAAGAUCCGCCGAGUGAAAUGUGACGAGGGCAAGCCCGCCUGCCUUCGAUGUACCUCGACCGGCCGGACUUGUGAUGGCUACGACAAGGCCGCACUCGCCCGCUACCGCCCGUCAGACCCAAACCAGUCGGCCGAGCUGGCAAGGGAAGAGUUUGUCAGGGCUUGCGAGUGGAACGAAGCGCUCCGGGCCAUGCGCCGUAUCGAGGCCGACAUCGAUGAGACCGAGACUGAGAAGCGUCUGUUUGCCCGCUUCCGGGUCGCCACCACCGACGGCCUUGCCACGCACUUGUGCAACCUCACCGCCUUUUGGAGGAGGCUGAACCCGUCCACCGGCUGCCAGGACGGGCCCGUGAAGCAUGCCGUGGUGGCGCUUGCAGCGGCUUAUGAAUUGUUCCAGCACCCAAACGAAUCGGUGAUCGACGGCGUCAGCAGAGGCGACCUUGAAGUCCUCACCAUCCAGCAGUACAACCGAUCAAUCGAGCGGCUGCAGAGUCAUGCAGGUUCGUCGGCCUUGGAGAGCAUUCAUGUAACACUCGUUUGCUGUCUCGCCUUCAUCUCGCUCGAGACGCUACGAGGGAACCACGAUGUGGCCGUAACCCAUCUGGCAAACGGCCUUCGCAUACUCCAGACGCUCCCCGAAUCCGCCUUCGACUGUCUCGCCGACGGCUCCCUUUUUGUCUGCCCUUCAGAUGGGGACUCGCUGAACAUGCCUGACAUCAUCCAGCUCUUCGCCCAACUCGAGCGGUCCUCCUGUUUCUUCACGCACGGAAUCCAGCCCGUCAUAUCCGACCACGGGUACCGCGUUCGCCGCUUCGACGACGGCUCAAGCGACAGCCUCUUCCCGAACGAGUUGCGCGCCCGCAUCGCAAUGUCUUGCUUCCAGCACGACGUCAUGACGCGUCUGCACGAGAUGGCUGUCGUCACGGCAGGCGGGACCGAAACCACGGCCGUGUUCAGGUCCGAUCCCGCCCAGCAAGAACAGCAAGCCUGCCUGCUCGCUCGCAGCGUCCGCGUCGGCGCCUUGGUCGCGAACUUCUUCUCCCCGGCCCGCUUCGGCAUGCCCGACCCAACCACUCCGGAGUUAGUCAACCUGUACCUCGACCUGCUGUACUUCCGCUGCGCGCAGUUCCUCGUCAGCGAGGCCUCCAGCCGUUUCGGGGACCCCUUUGCCCCGUACCACCACAAAACCACGCCGUUACCAUCCACCGAGAACCCAACCCCCCCAGACCACCCGGACCAUCUCCUCUCCUCCAUCCUCCAUCUCGCAAAUUCCCUCUCAACAGCCCUCUCUCCGCUCAGCUUCCAACCCUCCGCCCGGUCUCUCUCCACGCUCCACACCCACCUCGCCGGCCCGCUGUACCUCGUCGCGAUAAACACCCCAGACCCAGACACCCGCUCCGCCGCCGUGGGACUGCUGGCGGAGAGUCUUUACCAGCACCAACACCAACAUCGAGACGCACCGGGUAGUAGUGCAGGGUCAACAUCGAGCCAGAAGAGGGAUGCUCUGUUGUCGGCAUUGCGGCGCGUUAUCGAUGGCGCUGUUGACGGUGAGAGAGAAAAGAAGCAGGUUGGCGGCGGCGGUGGUGGUGGUGGGUUAUUAGCGGCAGAACUUCCGAGGGCGCUGACGGGCGGAGCGGGGUGUUUUCCGGUGCUUUGGGAUGGGUUGGUAGCGGCUGGGUUUGGGCGAGUUUGAAGUGCUUACGUAUCAUGGCAGAAGAGGAUGAGAAACAUGAAGAAGGUGAUGGAGGAGUAGGAGGAAGAAGAUAGAGGAGGAGGCUAGAGGAGGAAGAAGGGGAAGAGAAGAGACGAGGAAGAAAAGAUGUCGAGGGGAAGGUGAAAGAGGAGAAGGACAAAGGAGGACAAGGGAGGAACGGUACGGACUGAGUUUGACGAAGGAUGAUGAAUGUUGAGCGAUGGCUGUACAAUGCAGCUGUAACAAAGUUUGGACAGGCUGCGGCCAGAU